Messenger RNA from Amphibalanus amphitrite, 462 nucleotides. RefSeq names its product nucleoporin NUP145-like. Lineage: Eukaryota; Metazoa; Arthropoda; Thecostraca; Balanomorpha; Balanidae. The record is from RefSeq and is a predicted model, not a curated record. Bases 56 to 355 code for a protein of 99 amino acids. The transcript is spliced from 3 exons.
ACUCAGUGCAAGCUCAAACCGUUGUGUAGACGCUCACAGCGUAACGACUUCCGUCAUGAAGGUUGCCGUCGUUCUCGCCUGCCUGCUGGUGGCCGUCGCUGCCAAGCCCCAGUUUGGAUUCCCUGGAUUUGGCAGCGCCACUGGAGGAGCCAACUCUGGUUCUUUCCAGGGACAGUCCAGUGGCCUCCUCGGUAACAGUCAGGUUCAGAACAGCUUUGCCAGUGCCGGGGGUUCUGCUUUCGGUGGCGGUGCCUCGCUGAACAGCGCCGGUAGCACCGCCGGACAGAGCAUCGGACUGUUCGGAAAUACCCAGUUCGCCAACAACCAGGCCACCAGCAAUCAGUUCGGACGUUGAUUUGUGAUGUCUAAACUGAGCUGUACCUUUGUGAUAAUGUUAUGGUUGUGUAACUGUGCGAUGUUUUGUUUCGACGUGUAAUAAUGAACCGAUAAACGAAAAAUAAA